AGGUGUGAGCAUCAAUGCUGAUCUCCACACGUGGCUCUUUUCCAGUGAGAGGCGUUCAUUCAGAUAUUCAGCUCUGAUCACAGCAGUGGUGAUCUGCCCACUGCCACACACAACACUGUGACAUCCAUCAGGGAUUUUCACUUUUCUUCUCAUGAUCGGUUUUCCAUGAAGCAUCUCAUACAGCAGGUGGUCAUCGGGUGAUCCACGGAGGUUUACUGUACCACCUACACCGGCUGUUAGGACAUCAUGACAGCCGAAAAGACGAUUCCCAUUAUAAAUGGAAAAGCGGACGACACGAUGGACCCCGAGGCAUCGAACCCGGGCGCGGUGCGCGUCAAGGAUAAGAAGGUGGUGAAUGAAAGAGGCCAGUGGAAUAAUAAGGUUGAGUUUAUACUGUCGGUGGCUGGAGAGAUCAUCGGCCUUGGAAACGUUUGGAGGUUCCCAUAUCUGUGUUACAAGAACGGUGGAGGUGCUUUCUUUGUACCGUAUGUCAUUUUCUUCAUCUGCUGUGGGAUCCCGGUGUUUUUUCUGGAAACAGCACUGGGUCAGUACACCAGCGAAGGCGGCAUCACUUGUUGGCGAAAGGUCUGCCCACUCUUCGAAGGCAUUGGCUAUGCUACCCAAGUCAUCGAAGCCCAUCUGAAUGUUUAUUAUGUGGUCAUAUUGUCCUGGGCUAUUUUCUACCUGUUUAACUGCUUCACGACAGAACUGCCCUGGGCGUCGUGCGGUCACUACUGGAACACAGAAAACUGUGUGGACUUCAACAAUGAAAGCAUCGCCAACCUCACCAACCCAUAUGCCACCUCACCAGUCAUAGAGUUUUGGGAGCGGCGUGUUCUCAAAAUAUCCUCCGGAAUUGAAGAAGUCGGCGGCCUUCGCUGGGAACUUGCGUUCUGUCUUGCGUUAGCCUGGGUCAUAUGUUAUUUCUGCAUUUGGAAAGGUCCCAAAUCGACUGGAAAGGUGGUGUAUGUCACUGCAACCUUCCCUUAUUUCAUGCUGUUGAUUCUCCUUAUAAGAGGAAUAACACUGCCAGGAGCUGCUAAUGGAAUUAAGUUCUACCUGUAUCCCGACAUGUCCCGUCUAUCCGACCCUCAAGUGUGGGUGGAUGCUGGGACUCAGAUAUUCUUCUCAUAUGCCAUAUGUUUGGGUUGCCUCACUGCUCUCGGCAGCUACAACAGCUAUAAUAAUAACUGCUACAGGGACUGUCUCAUGCUGUGCUGUCUGAACAGCGGCACGAGUUUUGUGGCAGGAUUUGCCAUCUUCUCUGUGCUGGGCUUCAUGGCAUAUGAACAAAAUGUGCCUAUAGAGGCAGUGGCGGAGUCAGGUCCUGGUUUAGCAUUCAUAGCAUAUCCUAAAGCUGUGACCAUGAUGCCAUGGGCUCCACUCUGGGCCGUUCUCUUCUUUAUGAUGCUCAUCUUCCUCGGACUAGACAGUCAGUUUGUGUGUGUGGAAAGUCUUGUGACUGCUAUCAUCGACCUGUAUCCCAGAACCUUCCGCGUGGGCUAUCGGAGAGAAAUGCUCAUCCUGGGCAUGUCGGUGGUCUCUUUCCUCCUGGGUCUGAUAAUGUUGACAGAGGGUGGCAUGUAUGUAUUCCAGCUCUUUGACUCAUAUGCAGCCAGUGGCAUGUGUCUGUUAUUUGUGGCCAUCUUUGAGUCCAUCUGCAUUGGCUGGGUCUAUGGUAGCGACAGGUUUUAUUCGAACAUUGAAGACAUGAUUGGAUACAAGCCCAUCUUCUUCAUCAAAUGGUGCUGGAAGUUUUUCACCCCUGGCAUCUGCACUGGGAUCUUUCUGUUCUUCUUGAUCAAGUACAAGCCUCUGAAGUAUAAUAAUGUGUACACAUAUCCAGACUGGGGUUAUGCCAUUGGUUGGAUGAUGGCGAUGUCAUCAAUGGUCUGCAUCCCUCUGGGAAUGUUAUUUCAGAUCUGGAAAACGAAAGGCACUUUCCGUGAGAGAAUCAAAAAGCUGACCACCCCCAGCUCUGCCCUGAGAAUGAGGGGCCGCCUCAGCUCCAGGGGUCCCUGUGCCAUCAAUGACGCUGAUGCCAAAAUGAAGGCGGACGGCAAGAUCUCCACCAUCACAGAGAAGGAGACACAUUUCUAAACCCAAGACACGGACAUCACCAACACAAGACACAGAAAAAUGAUGUUGCCUUUAUUUUUAAAGAGAGAAAACUAUUAUCACAUUUGUAGUCUUGCUUGUUUUGCACGAACAGGUAUCACGUCACAUUUUAACGUCAUGAUUAAAUCGGUUUUCUAUCAGAGUGUAUCUAAAUCUAGAAGAAAAUUGUUGUUAUAUCGUGUCACUCCUUGUCACGUUAGUCAGUUCUUUACUUUUAGAAAGACGCCGAGGUACAAUGGCCGUGAAAUGUUUUUGCGCAUCGACUCUUGGCCCUGUGCGGAUUACUGUAGUGUGCUUUUCUAAUGGGUAGGAGAUGUUUUGAGGACCACUCCAAACAUUGGCUGUGUGUUUGUAGAUGAGGCUCAGACUCUGGUCUAGCAGCUAGCAUUGACUCGCCGGGCGAGCAGGACGUAGCGAGUCCAUUCCCCAUGCAGCUCCAAUUCUUGCCCCUUUCACACCAAUUAAACUUAGUUUAAUUGAAGAUGACAGACCAAACAGUUUAUGAAUUCUCUUUAUUUCAGAGUAGUAGUCCAGAGAGUCAACCGUACACACUUUUUAUGAACAGUCACAGUUUCAAAUGUUUAAGGGCAGUCUAAUGGUUAAAGGAUUAGAUGAGUCAAAAUAGAAAUUCUGUCAUCGUUUAUUCAUCCCUACUUUGUUCAAAGCCUGACUUAAGAUUAGUCCUGUAGAACACAAAUGAUGAUAUUUAGAAAAAAUGGUUUUGUGUUCAUACAAUGGAAGUCAGUGUUGUUUGAUUAGCAAAAUUCUUCUAAAUAUCUUCUUUUGUGUUCUGCAAAUUAAAGAGUCAUACUGGUUUGAAACGACACGAGGGCGACUGAAUGAGUUCAUUUCUGGGUGAACAAACACUUUAAAGAAAUGCAGAUGAAGGUUUGGUUUGCACGUUGGGAAAAACAUUAAAGGAAAAGUUUGCAUAAGGAGGAAUAAUUCUGUGAUUGUUUACUCAAAAUCUAGUCACCCUGACCUGUAAGCUGUAUUAUUUCUAUUGUAUUAUUAUUAAUAGUAUGAUAUUAUUCUCGAUCACGAUAUUUAAUAUGAUCGUUUAGCAUUAGGUGACUUAAUUAUAAGAGUAAGUAAUGACAUCAUUUUCGUUUUUUUGUGCUGCAAGGAUGCAGUGAUAAAUGUCUGAUGUGGAAAAGCGGAGAUAAAGAAAAGUAAAACAGGCCCAAAACGGGAAACUAUUUUCCCCAUAAGAGAAAGUAACAAAUCAUCGACGCAAUUCAGCAGUCUGCAAAAACGUUUUUAUCAUGUUAUCACAGUAUCAAGCACUGUUGUGUUCAGUAUAUAGUAUCCUCCUCAGGAUGAACUGAGAGCCUUUUCUCACAUGCAUGCAAUCUUUGGUCUGGUCUCAUCCAUCGCCAGUUUGUGCAAGUAAACUUAUUUGUGUUUAAAUAGCCUGUUAACUUUUCAGAUGUGUGUAUAUUUUUACAUUUCUUUAGGGUUUUUGCGUGCUAUUUCUUGAUGAAAAAACAUUGUUUCUCUGAGGAAUUUUGAUAUGUCAUUCAACAAUGAAGUUCUAGACAUAUGUGGUGGAUUUGUAAUAUGUGCUGUAUACACAGAUUUUGGUAUUCACAGAACAUAUGAAUUGUCUGCUUACUCAUUUUUAAAAAUAAAAGGUAAAAAGGCA
This is a messenger RNA of Triplophysa dalaica, 3763 nucleotides long. RefSeq names its product solute carrier family 6 member 11b (gene slc6a11b). The coding region runs from base 247 to 2100 and encodes 617 amino acids. Gene Ontology annotation, cellular component: membrane. Lineage: Eukaryota; Metazoa; Chordata; Actinopteri; Cypriniformes; Nemacheilidae. The record is from RefSeq and is a predicted model, not a curated record. The transcript has 15 exons. Gene Ontology annotation, biological process: sodium ion transmembrane transport.